Oppiella nova is the source of this 543-nucleotide messenger RNA. Lineage: Eukaryota; Metazoa; Arthropoda; Arachnida; Sarcoptiformes; Oppiidae. The record is from the annotation of a GenBank genome assembly.
GAAGAAGCGGAUGAUGUGGAGGAAUGGGAUAACUCGACGACACCAAUGAAUAUAUCAAUGAUAACCACAAGUCGUAUAUUGGCUGAAGUGAGAAAUACAACUGAAAUGAUGCUGAAGAUGGCCAGGGAUCAGAUAAGACACUUGAAGCCCAAAGCCAUUCACUCAUUGAAACAUUUGCGAUCACUGGAGGCACAGGUAGUUCAAGAGAGGGCACACCUGAAGGAAAUGAAACAACUAUUUGUGACAACUGUUGGGGGAUUACGGGAUGAAUUACGUAAUCAAAAGGAUAUACUGGACGGACAUAUGCGAAGCGCCGGUACUAAAAAUGUCACGGAAUUGAGGAUUAGGUCUAAACUACUGGAGUAUAAGGCGAAGCAAAUGUAUGACUUGGAAAUGGUUGCCCACUCGUGGGAUAUGGGAGAUAAAGUACAGUUACCCAGAGGUGGCCAUGGAUCAGUUAGAUGUAGACAUGACAGGAUAUACGUUAGAAAUGAUGGGAAUGGUAGUCAUAAAGUAACCCGUACAGCUAAUUAUACUGGUUAG